AGGCCCAGAAGACACAAUAAAUGAUUGUAAAAUCCUUUUUAUAGAGGAAAUGUACAAGAUUGAAAAGCCAGGAGCCUAUCCAUUGACAUUUGGGGAUGGAGAUUUCAAAAGGAAAAGUGGCCCUGAAUGCAAGCACUGUAGGGCUGAUCCAGAUAAGGAGUGCCGUUUUUGUUCAUGUUAUUUGUGUGGUGGAAAACAGGAUGCUCACAUGCAACUCCUGUGUGAUGAAUGUAAUAUGGCUUAUCAUAUCUACUGCCUGAACCCUCCCUUAAGCAAGAUACCAGAAGAUGAAGAUUGGUAUUGUCCUUCCUGCAAAAAUGAUUCUAAUGAAGUUGUAAAGGCUGGAGAAAAGCUCAAACAGAGUAAAAAGAAAGCAAAGAUGCCAUCUGCCAGUACUGAAAGCCAGAGAGACUGGGGCAAGGGCAUGGCCUGUGUUGGUCGCACUAAGGAAUGCACUAUUGUUCCUUCAAAUCAUUAUGGACCCAUACCUGGUGUUCCUGUUGGGACAACCUGGAAGUUCAGAGUUCAGGUGAGCGAAGCGGGUGUGCACAGACCACAUGUGGGUGGAAUCCAUGGACGCAGUAAUGAUGGAGCUUAUUCACUUGUGUUAGCUGGAGGAUUUGAAGAUGAAGUG
Messenger RNA from Pterocles gutturalis (yellow-throated sandgrouse), 634 nucleotides. Its product is annotated as E3 ubiquitin-protein ligase UHRF2-like. Gene Ontology annotation, biological process: negative regulation of gene expression via chromosomal CpG island methylation; protein ubiquitination. The record is from RefSeq and is a predicted model, not a curated record. The transcript has 5 exons. Lineage: Eukaryota; Metazoa; Chordata; Aves; Pterocliformes; Pteroclidae. The annotation marks the transcript as partial. Gene Ontology annotation, molecular function: ubiquitin protein ligase activity.